AUGAUUUGCCUUUCUGAAAGAAAAAUCUCUAUUCAUCAAAAUAAAGGAUUAAUUUAGUUACCUGAAAUAUCGAAAUCUUAAGAACUUCUUGUAUAAUCAUAAUUUAUAAAUUUAGAGAUUGAACAACAAGGCUUUGUAAUCUGGUAAAACUAAGAAAUAAACAAAACAAUAAUCUCCAGAUAGAGAUAUCUAUUACUUAAAAUUGCCAUCAAUAAAUUAGAAGGCUUAAGAAAAAACAGACAAUUGUUUCAAAUUAUCCAAAUCUCAAGUACAAACAUAAAAAAUGUAAUAAUUUACUUAUAAAAGACUUUAUGGAGAUAGUUCAUCAGAUAAUAUCAGCAAAUACCAUAGAUAAAUUGAAGAUAUCGAAAUUAAACAUAAUCAUUAUAUUAAUAAAAUUGAAGAGUUAUAUAUGAUUACUAAAUAACACUUAUGA
Paramecium sonneborni is the source of this 436-nucleotide messenger RNA. The record is from the annotation of a GenBank genome assembly. NCBI's taxonomy places the organism in Eukaryota, Ciliophora, Oligohymenophorea, Peniculida, Parameciidae.